Messenger RNA from Schizophyllum commune H4-8, 3339 nucleotides. RefSeq lists its product as uncharacterized. NCBI's taxonomy places the organism in Eukaryota, Fungi, Basidiomycota, Agaricomycetes, Agaricales, Schizophyllaceae. The record is from RefSeq and is a predicted model, not a curated record. The coding region runs from base 1 to 3339 and encodes 1112 amino acids. The transcript has 4 exons.
AUGCGCGCAGGAGCGUCAGAGGUACCGUUGGCCUUCGUACACGAUACCUGGGACGACAUCCCUUCGAACCGCGCUUCCCAGAGCCUCGGACGACGCUCGCGCGAAAAUGCCGAUCCUGCGGCACCUGCCAACUCCCCGGAGAGUCCUGUGAAGCGCCGCCGACUUGAUACCGUUCAGAUGCAUAUCCCUGCGUCACCGCAUCAGCCAGGACCACCUACUACACAAACUUUCGCCUACAACGCACUGGCUAGAAGCCCUCAGACCCCAUCUCGUCGUCUUGCACGCCCCUACAUUGCAUCGCCACCUUCGAAACCAGCGAAGUCCCGAAAGGUUCCGAUUCUGGCAAGGUCGCUAAGAGCGCGCUUGGAGGCGAUGGCAAGACGCGAUCCUGUCGCGAAAGUGCUCCUCGAGGCCGGCUCGAGGGGAUCUGCUCCUCGCCAAGAUGUCGUCGUUGACCUAGAGGAAGAAGUGUCAGCGAAGCCCCCAGUCCGUCGCGUCUACCGAGCUCGCCAGCAAAAGCUCGACCUCUUCUUCUGGUUCCUCGAGCAUGUCCUUGGCUGGACCUAUGGCGAGCUCCUAUACUACUCAGGACGCGGCACGGGAAAGGGCAUGGCGAGCGACACCCAAUAUCACAAGGUGUCGCGCUUCUUCUCAGGACAGCUCGACAUCGAAUACUGCCCUUCCCGCAUCCUCGAGAUGUGGUUCUCGCACGCGUACGGUGCCGGUUGCUCGGAUCCCAACCACCUCUACGCUUUGGAGCCAAAAUACACGGACAUGCGCGAUAUGCGCGCUUCACUCACGUCAUUUGCUGCUCAGGCGGUAGCGCAGCAAUUGGAGCGCGAAGCUGAGGUCGCUAUUCGCCCCGAAAACGGACUGCGGGUAAGCACGCGGAAGGCGCGGAGCCGCGAGGGGCUGGUUACUGUUCGAAAGCGAAGGCCUGUGGAGAAUGUGGCUACAAAUGUUAUCAGUACUAUGCUAUUCUCGCGCUCGGACCGUGCCAACCUGCUUCCCAUCGCCUCUGGCAUCCUGCACUUUGGCUGUCUCGCGGCCUUCGACCUCUAUCGCUACCACAGUCGAAUUGGCAACAUGCCCGCAUACACGACGAUCAUGCGGGCGAUGCGGCGGCUCGCAGAGCACUCCACUGCAGAAGCGCUGGCCUACGGAUCAAACCCGUCAACUUUGAACAUUCUUCGAGGAGAUAAUGUUCACAAUUACCAUCAGCAUCGCGACCCCGGCAUCGGCUUCGAGAAUGAGCUGAAAACGGGCUACUACGGCGCGCUGUACGAAGCGGAAGACUACGUACCGGUCUCAGUGUUCGACAUCGAAGAGAAGCGCCGCUAUGUUGACCUUGGGAAGCGCCGCGAGGUCAACGUCGACAUGCUUGUUGACCUCAUUGACUUCAGACACCUGAAUACCGUUCUGGCCUUGCAAUGGGUUCAGGUUCUAGUUGACUACAUCCCCGAGCUCUCGCACCUUUCCGCACCCCUUCGCACAAUGCAUUCCGAGCUCGCAUCGAAGCUUCCGCUCCCGAUCCGGAAGACAAAGAUACAUCCGCUUGGCUGUUGCUCCAAGAACGAGAUGUUCUAUCCCGAGCUUCGCGACGCCCAUCUGGACAUGCUGGAUCAAAUAGGGCAGACGCGGGAGAGGCAUGGGACACACCUUGUCGUCACCGGGGGUGAUGGUUACACAUACCAGCGCCUUCUGGAGAUGCUGGAUAUGCUUCAGUUCGAGGGCAACGUUGUUGACAGCCUCGAGAUUAUUCUCCCAUUCCUUGAGGGCUGGCAUCAGGAAUUUACAGCCAACAACGAGAUCAUAGAGACACACUAUGGCGAGCCCCUCACCGCGGAUUAUUCGACUCUUGGCCAUAGCGCGGCCAAGCUGGGGCGACGGCGGCCAGCGGACCUGAAGAAGCUCGAUUAUGCGCAGGGUGCGCAGCUCAUGUAUCUUGUUCUCGAUGCCCGCAUGCUGGACUGCUGGAGACUAUCUUUCAAAGCGGACGACAUCUUCGAAUAUUUUCGCGAUAAGAAGCGGCUGGGGGCGCUACCGUCACUGCAAGCCCUUUUCGAAGAUGCGAAGAAGCUUACCCGAGCGUACAUGAGCCUCCGAGAGCAUCAAAACAUCCUCCGUGGCGAUGGCAUUGAGGAGCUUGGCAUACCUAUGGGAGAUCGGUGGGAUGGCGUCAUCGAGGACGAUUCCAGCAAGGAUUUCAGCUUCAUCAACCAGGGAAAACGUGCAGCUCACCUUGGCUCAAAGCGCACGAAGGGGCGGAAGGCCAUGGCGCAGCCAGGGCUGCCGAAGAAAGGUGGUGCUGCACCUGAGGGUGAUGAACGCGAGGGAGACCUGGCGCUUGCAAAUUCACGCACCUUCAUGCGCGCCGCUGCGCUCUCACGAGAGAGCAUGCGUGCUGCUGCUGCUGGUGAUCCUGGGCGCGUGUACGAGGUCACAAAGUACCAGCUAUUCCAAUUUGCGGGAUCCUCGUGCACUAAUUACACCGACUACCUCCUCGAGAAGAUCAUCUCAUUCGAGUACGAAAGCAGCCCCGAAAUGAAGACCGCUCUCUUGCAGCUCUCGCUUGUCAACCCUUCAGGUCGCGCCAACCACUUCUGCCAUGGGGAUCUUCUGCAGGAGUACUUCAACCGCUUGCUGGACUCCGUCGCGCAGCAUAAAGGUGUCGACUAUUCAGAUCGCUUCUUGCGCGAGAUCUGGUCACGGAACAUCUACUACGUUGCCCAACUGAAGAUGGAAUCAAUGCAAUCCUUAGGGCUUGAGAAGCGGUCCGAGAAGCACACUCACCCCAGUACAAAUCCGGAGAUUCGCACGCUUCUUGCGCUUUACCGAGCGCACGAACUUCACUGCUUCCGUGCUGGAAGAGUCCUGGAUGGAGCCGAAGACCGAGAGCGAUUCAACAGAGGGCUUGACAACCUCCAACGCAGGAAACUGGCGAAGUUUGUGAGCAGGACAUCCCGGAAGCGCGGCUGGGCGCGACGACUGGCAAAAGAAAAUAGCCCGCAGGACGUAGAUGGAGAUGCCGGAGGUGCGGGAGAAGAACAGGAGGAGGAGGCGCACCUGGAUGAUGGAGCUAGCGAGUCUGCGGAGGACGUCGCACAGCCGGUGCGCCCCGGUGUAGCCUUCAUUGCAUUGAGCAAUGAUCGCCUCGUCAUCCGCCCUGUCGACUUUGAUGAAGAGGCGAUUGAAUUGUUGGAGGAACUGGAGAAUUCACGCCGGCUGGUCAGCGAAGAUGAUGAAGGACCAGGAGAUGAAGACCUACCACCCUCAGACGACACUUUGCCCUCCUUUGAUGACCCGAUGCUCGGGGGUACGGAUGACGAGACUGCGUGA